Messenger RNA from Leguminivora glycinivorella, 1703 nucleotides. Its product is annotated as probable protein phosphatase 2C T23F11.1. The coding region runs from base 67 to 1101 and encodes 344 amino acids. The transcript has 10 exons. Gene Ontology annotation, biological process: protein dephosphorylation. The record is from RefSeq and is a predicted model, not a curated record. NCBI's taxonomy places the organism in Eukaryota, Metazoa, Arthropoda, Insecta, Lepidoptera, Tortricidae. Gene Ontology annotation, molecular function: protein serine/threonine phosphatase activity; cation binding.
CGGGAAUUGUAGUAAGCUGUGAUAAAAAAUAAUAAAUCACGUUGUAAAAUACUAUUGUAUUAACUGAUGAUGGCCCUUUCUGCUGCAUCUAGAAUUAUCAGAGUUAUGGGUCAGACCCUCUCGGAGCCGGUGACAGAGAAGCAGUCCACAACAUGCCAGGAUUCCCGCUUCCUCAUUGGCUCGUCAUGCAUGCAGGGCUGGCGCGUGUCUAUGGAUGAUUCGCAUACGCACAUACUAUCUCUGCCCGACGACCCUGGGGCGGCGUUUUUCGCUGUCUAUGAUGGACAUGGAGGUGCGAACAUAGCAGAGUAUGCUGGUAAACAUCUUCACAAGUUCAUCAUAGCGCGUCCGGAAUACCACUUGGGGAACAUCGAAGAGGCGAUGAAACAGGGAUUCCUUGAUAUGGACCAGGCUAUGUUGGAAGAGGAUAUGCUUCAAGAAAAAGUGGCUGGCAGCACUGCUGUGGUGGUACUUAUAAAAGACAACACUCUGUACUGUGCGAAUGUGGGAGACUCCAGGGCUAUAGCGAGUGUCGGUGGUGCGGUGGAAAUGCUCUCAUACGACCACAAACCCAACAACGAGGAGGAGCUCCGCCGCAUAACCGCCGGCGGCGGCUGGGUGCAGCUGAACCGAGUGAACGGCAACCUGGCGCUGUCACGCGCGCUCGGCGACUACGUGUUCAAGCGCAACUACAGGCUCUCCCCGCGGGACCAGAUCGUCACCGCGUAUCCGGAUGUUCAAGUGAGGCAGCUGAACGAUGACUGGGAGUUCAUCGUGAUCGCCUGCGACGGUAUCUGGGAGGUGUUGUCCAAUGAGGAUAUUGGAAAUACCGGCGCGUUCGCUGUGCUGCAUUUGUGUGAAUUCGGCAUGUGUUCGAUAUUUGCUGUUGUUUGCCAAACGUGUACGUGCCUCGCGCCCAACUGCGCCACCGGCGGCCUCGGCUGCGACAACAUGACCGUGCUGCUCGUCUGCCUCAAGCCCUUCCCCACCACCCACCCCCACAUACCGCCUGUUCCCACACCGGAGCAGCUAAGUAGUAAGUUCAUGACUAAAAUGGAAGACCUACUCUACGUGGAGGACGACGAAGAGGAUUUAAAGUGAAAUCAACAGUCAUAGUGUAAAUGUGUAUAUAAAUAGAGUAUAGAGCUUUAGGCACUGGUCCCACCAAAAGCGAGUAAACGAAUGAAAUGAAAUGAAAUGAAAUGAAAUAUUUUUUAUUUUGCUUGAAAUAUGGUACAAAAGUUGUUCAGACAAUAUUAUAAAUAGGUAACACAUAUUUCAUCAUCAUCAGGCAUGCAAAAAUAUCUUAACCUACAAUUAAAACUAAGUCUAUACAAUUAUACAAAAAUGAGUUGAGCAUUUCUUUUUUUUUUGCCAAUAAAAAAAAUUUUGAUUGUUUUAGGAAAUUUUAGGUCAAUUGUACUCAGAAUCACGAGUACUUUCAAUCUCACUGGGAGAAAAAAAGUGUCCCAGAAUUUCCAUACAUUUUUGUUACUUUCCUCUUUUGUUACGCCAUACAAACUAUAUAUAGUUCUAUCUAUAUCUAUAUAUAGAAAAUGGUAACACAAUAAGAAAAAUCGUAUAGGAUACUUGUUUUACAUGUUAUGGUUGAAAAAACUUUUUUUUUAACUAAGUACCGACAAUUUUUGAAAAUUUUUAUAACUACUAGGAUUGAAAAAAGCUAGUAAUUCUGAGUAGAAAUA